GGCAGGAGACGUAUGAACUGGGGUUCCGAUAAGUAAUUUGUAUAUUAUUUGAUAGAUUCGGUUACAUACGAGCAUAUACCACGGGUAAAUAAUGGCAUUGAAGUUACUGUACUAUGGACCUGAGUGAACCAUGUAUCGGUUGAUAAUAGCUGAGGCGGAUGCCAUUCCUGCCUAAUCAGGCAAUGUCCACGGGCUUAUCGACAAGAAAGUUAUCGCUCCAUCACUCUCUUUCUUCAUAUAUCUUCCAACCCUUCACAUACCUUUUUCAUACCUUUUUCAAACCGAAAAACCACCAAAAUGACCUCCCAAAACGACUUCCCCGAAAAAAUUACCCUAACAACAACAGAAACAACACAAGACCCCAAAUCCAUUCCCCUCCCACCCCACGACAACACCGUCCACCCUCCUAAACCCCUACGAAAGCCCAAGGAAGCCCCCCAACCAAACCCUUCGACCCCUCUUUACUUCGCCUACGGAUCGAACCUCUCCCCAACCCAAAUGCGCUCCCGCUGCGCCUUCCACCCCUCCCUCUCCGCGAAACCAGUCGCUUUCGCAAGACUCGAUUCCUGGAGGUGGUUUAUAUGUAACCGGGGGUAUGCGAACGUUCUUCCGCCAGAGGAGUUGAGGAUCGUGCAUGGGAGCGAUGUCCCGCGGUCUGGGGAGGAGGAUACGGUUUAUGGGGUUCUUUAUGAGAUGGCGCGGGACGAUGAAAGGUUGCUUGAUGGGUAUGAGGGGGUUGAUUGGGAGAGUGAGCCUGCUGGAGAGGAUGGGAAAGUCCCUGUAAGUGUGCGGCCGAGGGAGCAGGGGGAUGGGGAGUAUAAUAAGUGGUAUUUGGGGGCUAGGGUGACGGAGUGGUUGGAUGAGGAUCAGAAGAGGUUGAGGGCUGGGGAGGAGGAGCAGGUUGUGUUGGUCUAUGUUGAUGAGAAGAGUUUGAGGGUUGGGCCGUCGAAGAAGGAGUAUGUUUUUCGGAUGGACCGGGCGAUUCGCGAGGCGCAGGAGUUGGGGUUUCCAAAGAAGUGGGCGGAUGAGGUUAUGAGGAGGUUUUUUUAGAUGGUUAUGCUCGAUUCUCAGGACACCCUCGUUACUCUAUCUGGCGAAAGAAGUGCUCAUAACAGGCAAAGGCAUGUCAUUGCUUAAAAUCAACUCUAUAUAAAAUAUACCACAGGAUUAAAACGCGGCCAAGCACGUUGUAUCAAUGCAUAAAAUUAUUGCAAAAUGCAUGCAGUACUGCACAUCGACGCAGCCUCGUACCCUCAUUAGACUUGUCGUAGUCAGAAUCCAAACUUAUCGGCGGCGGUUGU
Messenger RNA from Aspergillus glaucus CBS 516.65, 1301 nucleotides. Its product is annotated as gamma-glutamylcyclotransferase family protein. NCBI's taxonomy places the organism in Eukaryota, Fungi, Ascomycota, Eurotiomycetes, Eurotiales, Aspergillaceae. The transcript has 2 exons. The record is from RefSeq and is a predicted model, not a curated record. The coding region runs from base 298 to 1050 and encodes 250 amino acids. Gene Ontology annotation, molecular function: gamma-glutamylcyclotransferase activity.